AAAAGUUGUGAAAUUGUGAAAUAUUUCAACGCGCCACCCAGCAAGAACUGCAUCCGACACAUUGCACAAGCGCUCUGAGAACUGAAAGCGGCACCGUAAACCAAGCGACCCGGGGCGGCGGUGUCAACUGUCAAACAGAUGACACGACAGUGUGGGAGCGAGCAGGCAACAGUACAUAAAAAAAGAGGAGUCAACUUUUCUGGGACCGAAAGAAGCGAAAAUUCCGUGCCGAUCGUGUUUGCGCUAUCCUGGAUUUUUCACGCCAGGUGCAGAGAAAAGUCGGAAAAUUGGGUGCACCGUGCAGCUACAUCGUUCGGUACAGACGCACACAAAGACGGCCGCCUACGCAAACCGAUAGAUCCGGUGCAGCGAGCGUGAUUAGCUUUCAUUUCCCCCUCCCAACACUCUCUGCACGGACCUGGAACUGCAACGCGUUCCAACACGGGGGUAGUAGUAGUGGUUGGUUGUCCCUUGGCCUGAUAAUUGGAGCGGUGCCGCCGACCGUCGAACGUCCUCCCGGCAUUGACCGACCGCGAAGACCGCGUUGAAGACGUCCUGGUGUUUGUGUGUGUGCUGCUGUAUUGCUGGAGCACGCCAAGGAGACGGUUUUAAUCGUAUCUCUGAAGCGAGCGUGUGUGUAUGUGUCAGUGCAGUGUGUAUGUGUGUGCUGAUGUUGCGGUGCGUGUGGUUGUGCGUUAGUAAAAAAAGUGAAUCCAAGUAGGCAGGGCCCACACCAAAAGCGGGGGUCGUGCAAAGCCGUUGUCCGCAAGGCCCCGUUGUUCGUACCAUCUCCCCACGGGAGCUGAAAGAAGUUGUGUGCGUGGAAAAGUGUUUUUAUAAUUAAUUUGUUGGUGCAUUGAAGUAAGACGGGUGGAAACCACCCCCUUCCAGCGACACACAAGGGCUCUCGCGGAAGCCGCUGACGAUCGUGAGAUCACGCGAAAGGAGUGGCAGCAAAAAAAGAAGCGCCGAAUUUGGGAAGUGAAGCGAAGGAAGUCCCAUCCCUUCCCGGGGUUAGCGAAACCAGCAAACAAGGCAAAUUUGACGUAACUUACCACCACUACCACCACCACCAUCGUUGAGGCAAAGGCAGUUUGCCAGUUUUGGAUGAGCAAAAAUGAUUCUGCUAGAGAUCAACAACAGGAUUGUGGAGGAAACGCUUACAGUGAAAUUCAAGAAUGCAAUCGCAGGGAACAAGGCGGAAUCCAUCGAUGUGACGGUAGCAGACUUCGAUGGAGUUUUAUUUCACAUCUCGAACAUAAACGGCGAUAAAACGAAAGUGCGAACGAGCAUAUCGCUGAAAUUCUACAAGCAGCUACAGGAGCACGGUGCCGAUGAGCUGCUGAAGCGCGAGUAUGGCGACCUGCUGGUAGCACCCGAGGACGGGUACAACGUGUCGGUGCUGGUCGAUCUGGAAAACAUACCGGAAAACUGGGAGGAAACGGUGCGAAAGAUCGGCCUGCUCAAACGAAACUGCUUUGCGUCGGUGUUCGAGAAGUACUUCGACUUCCAGUCGCAGGGCGAGGGCGAAGGCGAGGGCCAGAAGCGGGCAGUAAUUAACUAUCGUAACGAUGAAACGAUGUACGUUGAAGCAAAGCCGGACCGUGUGACCGUCGUGUUUAGUACGAUAUUCCGUGACGAGGACGACGUAGUGUUAGGGAAAGUGUUUAUGCAGGAGCUGCGCGAGGGCCGAAGAGCUUCCCACACGGCGCCGCAAGUAUUAUUCUCCCACCGGGAGCCACCGCUUGAGCUGGCCAAUACCGGGGCACGGGUCGGCGAGAACAUAGGCUACGUAACGUUCGUACUAUUCCCACGGCAUACCGCGAAGGAAACGCGCGAUAACACGAUCAAUUUAAUUCACAUGUUCCGUGAUUAUUUGCAUUAUCAUAUUAAGUGUUCGAAGGCAUACAUCCACUCCCGAAUGCGGGCAAAGACGACGGAGUUUUUAAAGGUGCUCAACCGUGCUCGACCGGAGCCCAAAAUUACGGAAAAGAAAACAAUAACCGGCCGAACAUUCAUCAGAAAAGAAUGAUUCUAGAAGUUGUCGGACGCGUCUAGUUGUUAAAUGUGUAAGUAUUCAAAACGAACCUAAUAAAAGGAGGAAAAGAGACAGCACGAGAAAAGCGCAAACGGAGGGAAAACCGAUGGCAGAAAUCCCAACUGGUCUCUCUUUUUUUCGGAAGGAAGUGUAAGUGUAAAGGAAGUGGGUUUUGGGCGAAUCUGCUAUCGCGAGGACAAAACAGUGCAGUGUCCGUGAUUUGGUAGGCAUAAAACCAAACCACCAUCCCCACUCUUCUUCGCCGAAGCAUCGUAAGCAAAUAAACCAUUUUCAAGCUGGUAACCAAUUGUUUUCGACAGUGUGUUCCUCUUUGGUGGGGCGAAAGGUACACCACCACCCAUCGGUGUAGGAAACGGCCAACGAAAUAGUAAUCGUAAGCCACAACAAGAGCAAAUGGUGCAUAGGUGUGUGGUAUAUAUAAGCUAACAGCAAACAAAUCCUAGCCUGUUACAAUAGAAUUCUAAACUUCUCACCCGAGAUAGCCCGAGAAAAAAGGGGAAUAAAGGCCACCACAAUUUAGCCUAUUACAAAGUUUGACACACAUUUGAUAGUUAAAAAUUAGUCGAAAAUAUGCAAUUUCGAACCAACCCACAUACCCACAUGCCGCAAAAUGGAUGCAAAUUCAAACACACCAUUAUAAGAGGAAAAAACAGUCAGUAGCAUUCAUUCUUAAUCGUCGCUGCCAAUGUGAAACAAAACAAGAAAAAAGCUGUAUCGUGUAAACAAAUAGAACUAAAAAAAGCGUUAGGAAAAUAGGGCCAAAUGUAAUUCUUAACGGCUUUGCAAAAAAACAAGAGGAAAAAGUGUAGGAGUGGUUUAAUUGAAAGAGAAAAAUAGAGCUACGCUAGUAAGGAACGGGAGAAGCAAGUAAAAAAUUACUGUAUAAGCUAAGGAAUAACUAAUUUUAUAAAAAGAAAGGAAGAGCAAAAUUAAAAAAAAGAGGGCACGAGUCAGACAAGGCAAAAAACGUGGUGAACGGCAUAAGAGAGUAGAGUAAGAAGACGCAUUUAUCCGGAAGCCACACAGCGCAUGCAAUGCCACACACACACUGCUAAAAACUAAAAUCGCACAAACGAACAGAACAACAAUGGUCAGUGCUGCUUGAAGUUGUUGGCGCUGUGGUUUGCUCUGGUUGGUGCGGGCAAAAGUGGGAAAAAAGGACGAGAAGCAGCAAAGAAGAAGAAGAAGAAGAAAACGGAAGACACACUAAUCAAUUUACUAAUCAAUUGCGAAUGAGAUAUCAAAAAGGAGAGCUCUAAUGGUAAUGGAAGGCGCGUGAUCGUUUGUUACAAGAUACCGAUUCGUUGGAGAUGAUGGCGCAAAGGAUUGAAAAAUUAAGCAAGAGCUAGCACAUUAAUAAGCGCAUUAAUAACCCUCCAUUAAGAGCGGUCCCUAGAGUCCGAAGAGAAAAGGGAUAACUCUUCUGGAUAGGAAUUAAAGCAAAAUGAAUGCAAUAUACUAAUCGAUUGAGAGAAGAAAAUGGUGUACUAAAAUCGAAAGGGACGAGAGAGAACGAGAGGCCGUAACUAGUUACGUGGGGCAUAGAUUGUUUUCCUCAUCAAAUUUUACCAAACUACACGCAAGAAAAAAGCCGUUGUUUACUAUUAACUACUACAGCUAAUAUUAUUAUUACCUAGUAGCCUUUAGUGCGAAAACACCGUCGGUGAAGUGAAACUGGAGGGAAAAACAUGACUAGAGAGAGACGAAAUGAGUACUAAGAACAAGCAAGCCUAGCAAACGAACAGAUAGUUAAGAAAUGAUCCUCAUUUAUAGGUAGCGUUCGCGUUUCUGGUAGAGAGAGAGAGAAGAUUAACGGUAGGAUUGGGUGCGAGGGAUGGCCAUUAACCUGGGAUCGCGGCGAUCGAGCUUCUAAUUGCGGUGUACUGUGGUGAUGAUGAUGAUGAUGAUCGGUGGAUCAUAUUCUUCCAGUUGUUUGUAGUGAAUGUAGAGUGAGAGAUGUGCGUGUGUGUUUGUGUGUGCGUGUGGUCGUGCCACCCAAACCACGGCCCCCGGAGGAAGGAAGGAAGGAAGACCAGGAGCAUUACUAAGAGUGAAAUCCUGCAGUGCAUUUAUAUUAACUUAGUGGGGCAAACAGGCAAACAACCACAACACACCACAACACCAUUAAACCAGGCAAAGCGAAGCCAAAUACCAUGCCCUUGCCUUGCUUUUUGUGUUUGGUUUUCCUCGUUUUGCCUCUAGCGCAAGCGUCCCUUUUAAAGGGUGCUAUCGUUGCGGGCGGGAAUAGUACACCCUGCGUAAUGUGUCGUCGCCAGCCAAAACACUCCUCCCUCCCAUGGAAUGUAAAAAGAAAUCCAUCUCCCAUUUUCUAUAGCUAGCUAAGCGAAAGGAUGGCCACCACCACACGCCUAUAUACACAAAAUUGACUUUUUGCGGAAGGUUUAUGCGGACACAUAUGCCCAAGCCCGUUUUUACCAUCCCAAUCUUAAAGGCAGUAGCGAAUUCGGGCCCCAUUCGAUAAAACUUCCUACAUCGGAUAGAAUGUGAUAUCCUCCUUUGCCUCCUGUAGCUUUCCGUUGCGCUAUCAACGGUGUGCGUGUGUGUCCACCUUCAAGCUCUCGUUAAUAUCCCUCCCAAAAACAACAAGAAGAAAAAGAAAAACGCAUCGUAUCUGGUUUGCAGUAGAGCAAAUGCUUAGGAAAAAGUUAAUAAUCAUACUUUGAACGUGUUUUACAUCAUCCCCCCCAGAAAUCAAGGCUCUCUCUCCAGCAAAACCUAACAAGUGUGUUUCCACUUCAAACCGGUACUGUCGGUCGGCAAGACCCAGACCGAGACACAGUGGAUGAAGGGACAGAGGGGGGUUAAAAUUACUUGAAACCUUGUGCAAAAGUGAGCUCCAAAAAUGAACUAAAAAUCGAGAAAACCGAAAAGAAUGCAACCAAUCUUCAAUAAAUCCAACAAAACAAA
Anopheles merus is the source of this 4987-nucleotide messenger RNA. It is a transcript of the gene Arpc2, whose product is annotated as probable actin-related protein 2/3 complex subunit 2. Lineage: Eukaryota; Metazoa; Arthropoda; Insecta; Diptera; Culicidae. Gene Ontology annotation, cellular component: actin cytoskeleton; Arp2/3 protein complex. Gene Ontology annotation, biological process: actin filament polymerization; Arp2/3 complex-mediated actin nucleation. Gene Ontology annotation, molecular function: structural constituent of cytoskeleton; actin filament binding. The transcript has 7 exons. The coding region runs from base 1118 to 2032 and encodes 304 amino acids. The record is from RefSeq and is a predicted model, not a curated record.